Xenopus laevis (African clawed frog) is the source of this 951-nucleotide messenger RNA. RefSeq names its product olfactory receptor-like protein COR4. The record is from RefSeq and is a predicted model, not a curated record. Bases 1 to 951 code for a protein of 316 amino acids. NCBI's taxonomy places the organism in Eukaryota, Metazoa, Chordata, Amphibia, Anura, Pipidae. The transcript has 2 exons.
AUGGAAAACAAUACAAUUGUGUUUAUGUUGAAUUUAGCUGGGUUGUCUGAUAUUCCAAGUCUUCCUUUGUUCUUGGUGUUUCUCCUGGUCUACCUUUUCACUUUGAUUGAGAACCUUCUUAUUCUUAUCCUGAUCUUCACUGAUUUCCAUCUCCAAACCCCCAUGUACUUCUUCCUUGGAACCCUGGCAUGUCUGGAUAUGUGUUACUCUUCAGUCACCACUCCCAGAAUGCUUUUCGAUUUAUUGAAAGAAAAAAGGACCAUUUCUGUGCAAGCUUGUAUAACUCAGAUGUUCUUCUUCAUCUUCUUUUGUGUGUCAGAGGUGUAUGUUCUUGCACUAAUGUCCUAUGACAGAUAUAUUGCUAUUUGCCGCCCUCUUCACUACAUGCAGAUAAUGAGCUGGAAAGUUUGUGUUCAACUUGUAUCAAGUGUUUUAGUUUUUGGUGUGAUAUAUACCUUGGUGCACACUAUUGUUUUAUCCAAACUGACCUUUUGCAGCUCAAGUGUCCUGCAAAGUUUCUUUUGUGACCUUCCCCAGUUGCUUCAGAUUUCAUGUAGUGACACAUUCAUUAAUAUAUUGCUUGUAUUUAUCCUUGGGAUAUUAUUUGGACUAGGAAUUUUAGCAGUGACCUUUUACCCAUACAUCACUAUAAUCAUAACUGUUUUGAAAAUCCCAUCAAAAGACAUGAAACUGAAAGCUUUCUCCACCUGCUCCUCUCAUCUAACUGUGGUCUUCUUAUUUUAUAGUUCUUCUUGCUUCAACUACUUUCGGUCAAAGGAAAAGGAUCAAUUCAAUAAUGAUAAAGUGGCUUCUGUAUUUUAUGCAAUAUUAAACCCCUUUCUAAACCCUCUGAUCUACAGUCUAAGGAACCGGGAACUCAAAAUGUCCUUGAAAAGAAUCAUUGCCAGUUCAAUUUGGUUCCCUGUGUGUUGUGCUGGAAUCUUCAUGUGA